Molecule: messenger RNA, 7348 nt
Organism: Notothenia coriiceps (black rockcod)
Lineage: Eukaryota; Metazoa; Chordata; Actinopteri; Perciformes; Nototheniidae
Gene: mgat3b
Product: beta-1,4-mannosyl-glycoprotein 4-beta-N-acetylglucosaminyltransferase b
Exons: 4
Coding region: 9-1856 (615 amino acids)
Biological process (GO): N-acetylglucosamine metabolic process
Cellular component (GO): membrane
Molecular function (GO): beta-1,4-mannosylglycoprotein 4-beta-N-acetylglucosaminyltransferase activity
Source: RefSeq, a predicted model, not a curated record
UUUUCAGGAUGAAAAUGCGGCGGCACAGGGUGUUCUUGCUGUGCACGGUGGGGCUGUGCGUCAUCUCCUUCCUGCAUUACUACAAGGCCCUCCAUUACGUGUCCCUGCUGCGAGAGCUCUCCGCCCCCUACCCCAACAUCAAGUCCUUCAUCAUGGUCACCGGCUUCUUCUGGAGGGAGAAGGGCGUGGGCAGCACCCCGAUUAGCCCCGCCUCCCCAGAAGAGGCCCCGCCCCUUCCCAUCCUCCGCCAAUCGGACACCAAAGCCAGAGCGGUGGCGGGCGAUGGAGGCGUUGGAGGACUGGGGGUCGGGGGGGUCGUGGUGGGAGGAGAUGGGAUCAUUGGUAAUGCAGGGCUGGAGGUGAGGUUGAGGGACGAGCCGGCACCCCCUCACCCCUGGGAGAAACCAGAAGAGAACCAGCGGGGGGACAAUCCCAGUGAUGAGAGAGCUGAAGACCACUUGAAACCCAGAAACCCGAGUCACCCUGCAGGCCCUGACCUCCCGGAGAACCUCCUGGUGGGGAAGCUGCACAAGGACAAAAAACGGAUGCCCGACCCCUUAAAAUUAUUGGGAGACCUCCACACCCGCAAUCACCAGCUCCUCAAUGACAGAACAGCUUUCUUUGUCCGAACCAAAGCCGGAGCCUUUUGUUUUAGGCAGGGAACAGAGGUGGCUACCCAAAAGGAAUACUCUGGGAAAACUGGGGGGGUUGUGGCUAACGGAGCAGGGGAAGGUAAUCGAAAUGCUGGGCAAAGGAAGCCUCUGGAGGUCCAGCAGCAGCCCUCCAUGAAUCCUAAAGCAAAGACCAGAGCCAGAGGGAAUGGGAAGCGUCUGGUGAAGUGUGUGUGUCGGCCGGGGUGGCACGGGCCGUACUGCGGGGUUCCCACCAUGGUGUACCACUCCAACCUGCCCACCAAGGAGCGGCUGACGCCCAGAGAAACCCCGCGGAGGGUCAUCAACGCCAUCAACGUGAACCACGAGUUCGACCUGCUGCACGUACGCUUUCACGAGCUCUCACAGGCAGUCGAUCUCUUCCUCGUCUGUGAAUCCAACUUCACUGCAUACGGAGAGAAACGGCCUCUGAGUUUCCUGCGGCUCCUGCUCAACGGUACGUACGACUAUAUUCGUCACAAGAUCCUGUACGUGUUCCUCGAUCACUUCCCAGAGGGCGGUCGGCAGGACGGCUGGAUCGCGGACGACUACCUGCGAACCUACCUGACGCACAACGGCCUGUCCAGGGUGUCGGGUCUAAGAUCGGACGACGUCUUCGUCAUCAACGACGCAGAUGAGAUCCCAGCACGAGAGGGCCUCCUCUUCCUCAAGCUGUUCGAUGGCUGGACGGAGCCUUUCGCCAUCCAUAUGCGCAAGUCGCUGUAUGGAUUUUUCUGGAAGCAGUUUGGCUCUCUGGAGGUGGUGUCCGGCUGCACGGUGGGGAUGCUCCGAGACGUCUACGAUGGCGACGGUAUCAAGCUCCGCCGCCGCGAGUACUACACCAUGCCGGGUUUCCGCAAGUACGAGAACGACACGGGCCACAUCCUGGUGCAGUGGUCGGUGGGAAGCCCCUUCCACUUCGCCGGCUGGCACUGCUCCUGGUGCUUCAGGCCCGAGGGCAUCUUCUUCAAGCUGGUGUCGGCUCAGAACGGAGACUUCCCGCGGUGGGGGGACUACGAGGACAAACGUGACCUCAACUACAUCCGGGAUCUGAUCCGGACGGGGGGCUGGUUCGAUGGCUCCCUUCAGGAAUACCCCCCUGUGGACGCCAAAGAGCACAUGUACGCCCCAAAGUAUAUGCUGGAGCACUAUGAACGGUACCGCUACCUCCUGGAGAACCCUUACAGCAAAGCGUCCGAGGGCUAGGAGUUCUGCAAGGAUAGAAUAUGUGACGUAACUAGUAGGACCCGAAUGAGGCCUCGGCACUGAGUUUUGGGGGGCGAAACGGUAUUGAAGAACUACACCUCUCAUUGGAGGGAUACUACAUGUUCACCAGGCAGCACUGAUGUUGCAAUCUCUUAAAAAAAUUAUUUUGGGGUGAAAAAAGGGAUCACUGAACCGCAUCGUCCUUGGAUUCACAGAGAGGUCUCUGAGAGGAUACAACCACUGGAUAAAGAACAUCAUAGAUUUCCUCAUCCCUCCCUUUUUUGGGGGAGGAGCCAAGCUGUCUCUCUUUCUGUCACCCCGUCCUCUCUUUCUUCCCCCGAGCUGAUUGGUCGUUUGGAAGUAAAGAGAGAUAUAUUACAGAGCCGAGUGGAGAAACUUGGAAAUUGUUUUUUUUCUGUCUGUGUUUACUAAAGUUUACGGCUGAUGUUCCCACUUCUUUCUCCCACUUCAGACGUCUUCCUGUCAUAUUUGGUGACCUCCUUCUAGAAACAGACAUGUUUUGCGUUAUUCUUUGGUCUCAGUAGAUAAGUAUAAAUUCCAUCACACCCCGCUGGAGAACCCACUGCCAAACGGAAGGAAUGAAUCGAUGGAAAUGUCUCAAUGUCCACAUGCACCUUGUGUGUUUGAAAGUGUGUGUGUGUGUGUGUGGUGGUCUAUCUUUGUGUCAUACUGCGUGGUAUACCGCCUGUGAAUGAGGGGGGGGAGGUGGGGAGGCAGCGAGAUGGGGAAACAGGAGGCGGGAAAGCAAGUAAUGAGCAGCGAUGAAAGGGAAAGAAAAGGAGGCUCUCUCUCUCGACGCUUUCCCACAGUAUCUGCUGACGCACCAGUGUGGCAGGGACGAGUGAUCUGAAUGUGCGUGUGUGUACGCUCUGAAUAAAUCAUACCCCGUCGAUGGCAUAUGAGACGGAUGAAACUCGCCGUCAUUGUUUGUCCGAUGAGAGGAAUCGAGAAAGACAAGAUGACCCUUCAGCUUCGUCUUUCUGCGACUGCGAUGACUUAGUUCCCUUGGAAACUAAAGCGGAGUGUGUGAGACGUGUUUUGAGAUAAGUGGGUGGGUGCUCUUCGGGCAACGUUCAAACGAGGUCAACACCGACCGAGAAUCCCCGUAGUUUAAUAUUCCUCUCUCUGCUCGACGCCCACUCUCUGAAACAGACACUUCCUUUCUGCUUUCGUGCUGCUAAGUGUCCUCUUUCUUCUUCCUCUAGUGUUGGUUUCCUCCUAAUCCCAUAACAAGGCCUCUUUUCUCUCUUCAAUUCAGUUAUUACAUUACAUGUCAUCAAGCGGACACUUCUAUCCCAAGCUACUUACUUGCACUUCAAUACUGUAGACUCCCGGUGCUAUUUUAGACUCUUUGACCCGCUGUAUAUCGAACCACUGACCCUCCGAUAGGUAGACACACAUUUACCCCCUGAGCCACAGCCAACCUCUCUCUCUACAUUUGUGACCCGGCCGUUGAAAUCAGGCAGACGUCGCUCCGGCUAGUUUGCGGGAUAGUUGUGGAUUUAUGUCUGAAAGUUAUGUUUUGGUCCUUGUUAGGGUUAGGGUUAGGGUUAGGGUUAGGGUUACACCUUAUGUCUCCCUAAAGUAAUGAGUGACAGACUCCUAGUAACCUGGCAGUGUACGAGACAGUUUCCAUCUGAUUAUAAAUAAAAACAAAGUCUUGGCUCUCAGGAUAUUCAAUUAUUAACUCCCAAAUGUAGACGAUAAAUAUUGUGUUGACGCUUGUCGGCGGUACGAUGGCGAGCAACUUAUCAGCAGAGGCAUUACUACAGGCGGUGUGUUGUGUGUGUGGAAAAUACUCACACACUCCAACACCAACUUUCUACGCCCAACCUUUCCUCAUCGAAAUAAAAAAAAUCCUCGUCGUCAAUGCUAAUGAGUUCGCCUGAUCAGUACGAUGGAUCUCCGUCAUCCAUCCGCUGUCUAUUGAGCUUUCUACGGAGAGAUAGUCUGCGAAAAAGCUUUUUUUUAAAGACAAACAAAAAUGACUCAUAGCUAAUCCAGUCGUGGUCCUAAAGAGGGGGGCAGGACUAAUGCCCCAACAUAUCAGGCUUUGAGCCCCCUCAUUGGCAAAAAGUCAUCUGCUAACACUGAAGGCUUCUUUUCCCAGAGUCGUGACAGUCGUCUUGUUUUGUGAAACAAUUUGCUGUAUAUUUGGAGAACACCAAAAGGAUAUAAUUUGAAAGCUAAGAAGCUCCUCCAUCUAACAGUGUAUAUAACUCCGCCUCUAUGUCAACUCCUUCCCUCCAGACCGGUAUCUCCUCCCUCUUAAUCCUCCGAAGAAUUUCAAUAAUAGGGAUAUAUUUACAUUCUUCCAGACCUCAUUUCUAUCCCGUGUCUCGACGGGACAGGAAGUAACCCUAGCAGUGCCACAGAUCUCGACCAUCUGAACGUGUAGCCUCACUCUCUCCCUGCUGCAGACGUCUGUCCAUGUGGCUGCUGCCUGAAUCCCCGCCCCACAUUGUUUGGCAGAAGUUUAUGAAUCAAUUUGGCGAGCAUACUUCUCUUUGUGGGUGUUUCGUGUGGGCUGGAUGUACUUGUCAAGGGUGAAAGAGUCAGAAGAGUAUGAAACAAACUGAAAUGCAGAUUGACUGCGUCCACCAUCUGCUUCUCCACCUCACGUCUGUGCUUUGGUGUUAUUGUUUACCGCGGCUUCAGGCGUUUCAAAGCGAACUGUGCCUCUAGAGGAAAGACUGUUUGGAGUAAGGGAAGUUUUCUGCAAGGCGAGGAUAGGAUUUAAUCUGUUUAGACGUUAGAAGCUUUAGUUUUACUUGAAAGAGCCUUAACAUUAACAUUUUACCUGUUCCUCUUUACUUUAAGUGUCCUUGAGCCACAUCCUCCUUACUCAUCCAGUCCUUCUUCACAACCUUAACAUGAAACCAACAUGCAUGAUAAGUCCUUCUAUUCGAAACCGGUUAACAAGCCGAGAUUUUUGCAAACUAGAUUAAAGAUUUGAAGAUGCUGUCAAAGAAAAUCUGGAGACCAAGAAUCCCCCGACAACGCCACACACAAUAUACUCAAAACUUAAAAGAAAUACGGUUCAACGUUAGUUUAUUUGUAUAGCACAUUUUAAGACACAGAGGCAAUUAGAAGUGCUUCACAUUUAACACAAGAUAAUUAAACCAAACAAACACACAAGGCGGUAAAACAGUGCAAGUGUGAGCAUAUUGGCGUAAAGCUUGGUUUCCACGCUGUCUCCCGUGGACGGGAGCUCGUAUUUGGAAAGCAGAUUACCCAGCAGGCAGCAGCUGUUCGGGGUUUGUGUUGUUGGUGUCGGGAGCCAAACUCCCGUCCAAACCCACAGGGGCUGCAGAGAUACCAGCUUUAAAUAGGAUUUGACACCAAAAGACAAAGGAGGCGCAAACAAUGGAGGUGUUUAUAAAUGAGAUGUAUUUGUGUGACUUUCAAAAAGGUAUUGAUUGAUGGAACAAAACCAUAGAAGGAAGAAGGAGAAGUGAACUUUUGGCAAUGUGGAUAAUGUCAGGGAUGUCAAAUCAUGAAUUCAGGCAGUUGUGAGCAAUCGUAGAUGAAACCACUUCGUGUUUGGGGUGAUUUCGUGGCCAUGCUUUGGAAUUUGAAAGAAAAGUAGCUUGAAAUACGCAAACAUAUCAUUCAUAGAGUCAGGUCUCAGCAACAUGAAACUGACCAAAGUAUUUAAUCACACAAACAAAACCUCCCUCUGACUUCAGGUCUCACCAUGUGCAGACCUUGAUCUUUGCAAUAUGUUGCUACGUGUUUAAAAAGGUUUAUGACUAAGCCUUAUCUCAGAGAUGUUUAAUCCCACCAAGGCCAGGGAGUGUCAGCAGAGAGGUAUGUAAUAAGAGCUGCCUCCCACCUCUCUGCUGCAGGGUGAGUGAGUGAGUGCAUUUUCUUAAUAGUUUGCGUAUUACACAGUCAUGGUGACUCAGGCCAGAGCAGGCUGUCCGGCCCGCUGAAAGAUGUUACUUCACUCGGCCUGUUGCCACGUUAUCAUCAUGGCAACGAUCCCAUUGGUCGACUUCUGAGAUCCCAAACAGCCGGAGGUCAUCAGACAGCAGGCCGAAGGGUGAAAUGUGAGAAAGAGCAGAGCGAGGAUGAGGGAGGGAAAUCACAAAAACAGAUUUUCUCUAAAUUGUACAACUCACAACUUGAGUUUAGUUUAAAGAAAUGGCAAAACAUAGGGAAAUAUUCAAGCUGUAGCUAGACCGCACCUACAUGUAGCUGACUUAUCGCAGCAAGAAGGCAAAAUGAGGAAAGGAGCAGGGAAAAUAAACAGCAACAAUAUUAUUUCAAAUGUUGAGCCAGGAAUGAAACAUCGAUGAAAGAGUUUUGGCCGUAAACCAGAUCAAGGAGUGGCAAAAGUCUACGAUCGAUGAACAGACUGAUGUAUCCAAAAAGAGGUAUUUUGUAAAUAAUCCAUCCUUCGCUGGAAUACGCGGAAAAAGAAAAGGAAAUGCUCAUCAUUAAGUUCAAAAAGAUGUACGAUCCAACGACAGUUAAAACACAGUUGAAUGAUGAUUGGAGCGAUGUGAGCACCUCAUGAUGGACAUCGAAAAGAGACCUGAAUGUAGGGUUAAUGAACGCUGACUGCAAUCCAGAAAAAUACCUUUUAUUAGAUGUUAUCCGUACAUCGCCGUUCUUGUCCUAUUGUUUGAAAAGUGGUUAGGACAUAGGGAGAGGAGGGAGGAAACAAUCAGGACCUAACCACCUUUGAUUGGUCACUAGGAUAAGGUAAAGUCAUCUUGGCGUUGAAUCAGAAACGUCCAACCAGAUGAGUUCAGUUCAAACUAAAAACUGUUCACCAUGUUAUGGAUCCAAAGGCCUGACAACGUCUUGCUCAAGGACACUUCAGUAGAUUGUAACCUCAGCAGACGUCACAGGCGGUCUUGACUGGUGGCCUGGUGCCUGCUUUGGCUUAUUGAUCGGACAAAGAAUCAAUAAAGCGAUGACACAUGGGAAAGGAAAUAUCUGCAGCCUCUAAACACACCCUGUGAGACCGGCCUGAGCUGCGUUGCUAGGAAACAGAUCUGGGAUGUCUUUAUUACCGGUUAUUGAUAUUACCAAUAACCUGCAAGGUCAGCGUUUGAAACUGAAGAUGUAGAUGUUGUCUAAAGACAUAUUCACAGUGUGUGCCACGGCAUCUAGAGAACUGAGGCACGAACACAUUUACUUGCAAUUUACAGGACAACACAAACACAUUAUAAAAUGACAUUUACUUAAAAAUAAAUAAAGGUAUGAAGCACGGAUGUCGAAGCGUAUUCAAAGAGACUUGAUCCUACACUCAUUAACGUAUUUUGCUUCACCUUCCCUUCUUGGUAGUUGUUGGCAUCUUUUAAACCCCAAACGACAAUGUAUUACGCACUUUUUUUUAAUUAUUAAUCUAUACUCUUUAAGCCCCUUGAGUAGAACCACAUAUAGUUAACAGAUAAAUAUCGUUAAGACCUGAAGAUACAGACGAUUGUCUUACAGGAUUACUGACGACGUUUACAUUU